UAUCAAGGUUACUGGAGAAACGCAAGGUGUUGGCUUCAAUGUGACGUCAUAUUAAAGCGCCGCAAAAAAAAAUGUGGUUCCGAGCGGCUCUUUACACUGCCAGUAUUUCUGGUUUUCGACGUUCUUUGUCGGCUCAAAGUAAGGUGCCACCUAAGCCGACAUGGGACCUUCAACCCGAGACCAUUAGCCAGAUACCAAAGAUUAGCCUAGACAUGAUCGAUCACCUUGAGCGGCUAGCUUUAGUAGAUUUUGGAAAUGAGGAAGGCGUGCAGCGUCUUCAGAAGGCCAUCCAGUUUGCUUCUCAGCUGCACAACGUCAACACAGAGGGAGUGGAACCUUUAUCAUCUGUGUUAGAAGACAGGGCAUUAUACAUUAGGAAAGACACAGUGGCAGCUGGAAAUUGUACCGAGACACUUCUAGAAAAUGCCAGAAUGGUUGUAGAAGAAUACUUCGUAGCACCUCCAGGUAUUAAAGAUUUUUAUUCAUAUUCACAAACAUUACCAAAAAAUUUGCAGGAUGUCCUUAUUCUCUCUCUUUUUAACAACAGGUAACAUUCCUUUGCCAGCCCAACAUGAAAGAUAAAAAGUCUUUCCAAGCUCAAGCACAGAACCCAAGGAAAAGUGUAGAAACAGAAUAACAUUGCACGGUUUAUUAGGACAGCUACAGUUGCUUUUUAUUUAACUGAAACACUUUAAUAAUAAAAGGAACAUACGUACAAACUUGA
This is a messenger RNA of Xenopus laevis (African clawed frog), 724 nucleotides long. It is a transcript of the gene gatc.L, whose product is annotated as glutamyl-tRNA(Gln) amidotransferase, subunit C L homeolog. The coding region runs from base 72 to 551 and encodes 159 amino acids. The transcript has 4 exons. NCBI's taxonomy places the organism in Eukaryota, Metazoa, Chordata, Amphibia, Anura, Pipidae. Gene Ontology annotation, cellular component: mitochondrion; glutamyl-tRNA(Gln) amidotransferase complex. The record is from RefSeq and is a predicted model, not a curated record. Gene Ontology annotation, biological process: mitochondrial translation; glutaminyl-tRNAGln biosynthesis via transamidation; regulation of translational fidelity.